This is a messenger RNA of Pleuronectes platessa (European plaice), 6868 nucleotides long. It is a transcript of the gene cblb, whose product is annotated as Cbl proto-oncogene B, E3 ubiquitin protein ligase. The record is from RefSeq and is a predicted model, not a curated record. The transcript has 19 exons. Gene Ontology annotation, cellular component: membrane raft; plasma membrane. Gene Ontology annotation, biological process: cell surface receptor signaling pathway; negative regulation of epidermal growth factor-activated receptor activity. Gene Ontology annotation, molecular function: SH3 domain binding; phosphotyrosine residue binding; calcium ion binding. NCBI's taxonomy places the organism in Eukaryota, Metazoa, Chordata, Actinopteri, Pleuronectiformes, Pleuronectidae. The coding region runs from base 291 to 3239 and encodes 982 amino acids.
UUUUUAUAUUGGCUAGCUUCGCGUUGAUGUCGCUGUACAAAACAUACAGUUCAGACCUGCUAGCUCCGCGUUUAUGAACUCAUCUCCUCCCUAACAGCCUUUAAACAGCACCCUGAGAUAUGGAGUGUUUGUAGAGGAGGAGCAGGGUCACAAACCAACACACUGGAUACUUUCAUCACACUCUUUUUAAACUUGGACACUUUUUCUGUUUGUGUUUGUAUGUUCUCUGGAUGUGGAUCACAUUCAGGAGGGAUCCAAGCAGACAUCCCCUGGUGGUUUGUGUUUAGGAAAUGGCAACUGCUCUCAGUGGCCGAAACCCCGGCGGACGUGGACAACAGGGAAGUAAGGGUCGGAUCUUAGGGAUCAUUGACGCCAUCCAGGAUGCAGUGGGACCUCCGAAACAAGCAGCCGCCGACCGCAGGACUGUGGAGAAGACCUGGAAACUCAUGGAUAAAGUUGUCCGGUUGUGCCAAAAUCCAAGACUCCAGCUAAAAAACAGUCCUCCUUACAUCCUGGAUAUCUUACCUGACGCCUACCAGCACCUACGGCUAAUACUGAGCAAAUAUGAGGAGAACCAGAGACUGGCACAGCUCAGUGACAAUGAGUAUUUUAAAAUCUACAUCGAUAGCCUUAUGAAGAAAUCCAAACGGGCCAUCCGGCUCUUCAAAGAGGGAAAGGAAAGGAUGUAUGAGGAGCAGUCACAGGACAGGAGGAACCUGACCAAGCUGUCACUGAUCUUCAGUCACAUGUUAGUAGAAAUCAAAGCCAUCUUCCCUGGAGGACAGUUCCACGGGGACACGUUCAGGAUCACCAAGGCUGAUGCUGCUGACUUCUGGAGGAGAUUCUUUGGAGAAAAUUCAAUAGUGCCAUGGAAAGUCUUCCGACAGUGCCUUCACGAACUGCAUCCCAUCACCUCGGGCCUGGAAGCCAUGGCCCUCAAAUCCACCAUCGAUCUCACCUGCAACGACUACAUUUCUGUGUUUGAGUUUGACAUCUUCACACGCCUUUUCCAGCCAUGGGGAUCAAUUCUGAGGAACUGGAAUUUCCUAGCAGUGACACACCCCGGGUACAUGGCCUUCCUUACCUAUGAUGAAGUCAAAGCCCGACUGCACAAGUAUAUCAACAAGCCUGGAAGUUACAUCUUCAGACUGAGUUGUACUCGGCUGGGCCAGUGGGCCAUCGGUUAUGUGACUAAUGAUGGGAACAUACUGCAAACCAUCCCCCACAACAAGCCACUGUUCCAGGCCCUCAUCGAUGGCUUCAGGGAGGGCUUCUACUUGUUCCCUGAUGGUCGCAGUUACAAUCCUGACCUCACUGAUUUAUGUGAGCCGACGCCUCAUGAUCACAUCAAAGUCACACAAGAACAGUAUGAGCUCUACUGCGAAAUGGGCUCCACCUUCCAGCUUUGUAAGAUCUGCGCUGAGAACGACAAAGAUGUCAAGAUCGAACCUUGUGGUCACCUGAUGUGCACGUUCUGUCUUACAGCUUGGCAGGAAUCAGAUGGUCAGGGUUGUCCGUUCUGCCGUUGUGAGAUCAAAGGCACAGAGCCCAUCAUUGUGGAUCCCUUUGACCCACGAAAUGAGGGCACCAAGUGCUUCUUCCUGGACCAGCACAGCUGCCACAUGCUGGAGCUGGAUGAUGAGGAAGACCGAGAGGACUGCCUGGUCAUGAAUGGACUUGCCAACAUCAGAAAGCACUGUGCUGAGCGACAGAACUCCCCAAUGGUGUCCCCCAGCUCUUCACCUGUCAGCCAACACAGGAAAGCCCAUAUAGGGGACCCCGGUUAUUGCAUCCAGCACCUUGGCCUUCCUCCUGUCCCGCCACGACUUGACCUCAUCCAGAAAGGUGCCAUCCGCUCUCCGUCUGCCAGUCCCACUGCCUCUCCAAAGUCUUCACCAGGCAUGUCAAGAAAGCAAGACAAGCCUCUCCCAGCCCCACCUCCCCCGCAGAGGGAUCCACCUCCACCGCCUCCACCUGAGCGACCUCCUCCCAUUCCUCCAGAGUUUCGCCACUCUUGGCUUCCCAGUUCCUCUUCCACGUCCUCUUCUACUAGAGUACUUUCAAACUCCCAAAUGACCCCUUUGACACCCUGUACCAAAGACAACCAUUUGGCAGAUGCCCACAGGCCUGGAGUAGAACACCAGCUCCAGCUGGGACCUGCCGGCCCCUCUCACCUGAACGGAAGACCCCUCAGUUUUCCGUCUGCAGGAUUUGGAAGGUUACAUCACAGAAUGGAGGGGACAGGGAACCGAGAGAGCUCAAAGCCCUUUACUAAUGGCGUGCCAUUCAGUGAUGAGUAUGAUAUCUUUCCUUCACGGCUCUCGCCAAGUCAGUCCUCACUUGCCAGUAGCCACAAAGCCUCCAACCCUUUCAGUAGUCCUGUGCAAGAAAGACAGCAGAGGGCGAUGGAGAGGCUGGAGGAUGACUAUCAAAUCCCUUCAUCCCACCUUUGUCUGAGCCAGGCUCCAAUCUGCAUCUCUGUGCCCAGCAGGCACUUGGAGAAUGGCUCCAUAGAGCCUUCCAUUGAGGAGAAUAAGCAGCAGUUCCCGGAGACUGGUAGACACUCAGAAUCGGUCAGGGAGUUGGUCCCGGGGGCAGCAAAUACUGACCCCUGCCCCUUCAACACGAACCAGUCACCCUCCAACUAUGACAUUCUGCUGCCCCCCAAAGCAUUAGAAGAGCUCUUCAACAGCCGCCCUCCAUCCCAGCUUUCCCCUCCUCCUCCUCCUCCGCCAGCGCGACACAGCUUUACUGACCUCUUCUCAUCUCUGCCGUCCUCAUCCUGCAACUCAUCUACGUCCUCCUCCUCCUCCUCCUCUGUCAUCCCACGACCACACAGGCCCUCCUCUGGACAUGAGCAUUUACUGUUAACCCCUGACACAGUGUUUGAAAUGCUGAACAGUGCUGCUCCCCUGCCUCCAGUCCGACGACACACAGAAAAUGUUAAAGGCUCCAGAGGCUGCCUUGAAUACGACCAUUUACCAGUAUUGAUGGACUGUUCGCAGGCCCCUGCCAGGCCACCCAAGCCACUGCCCAGGAAGAUCCCUCCAGACAUCCAGCCAGGCAAACCCCACAGCAUGGAGUCCGAGUCCGUAGACGCCAAGAUUGCCAAGCUGAUGGGAGAGGGUUACUCCUUUGAAGAUGUGAAGCGGGCGCUAAUGAUUGCCCAGUACAAAGUGGAUGUGGCCCGAAACAUUCUGCGAGAAUUUUCCUUAGUGGCCCCGAGACUGAACCUCUAGUCCUUGAGACGGUGAAAAGGGAGUACAGGAAUAAAGCUGUGCCUCUGAAUGCACUCAACAGAAAGGGCUUCUCCGUUCUCCUUGGCCCCAGACCAUUGGAAAAACCUAUGGUCAUCAGAGAAAAGAACGAUUUAAAGAAUGAUUUGCCUUUUGUUGCCGAACAGAGAUAAUGAUGCACAACAAAGUGGCUACAACCAAAUCAUGUCAGAACUAAAAGAAUGAAAAGUGAUUUAAACCUGUGAAAAAAGAACAGGCUUGUUGUCGUUUAUAUUGAGCUUUGCCAGGGCUGGCUUCUGGUUUUCAAACGCUCUGCUUUGAAUUGGACUGUUGGACUCGCUACUUUAAAGCCCCGGUCCUGCUACUGCUGCUAAUGUUCUUUUCAUAUCCUGUCAUACUCCAGUCAGUAUUUUGAAGGGCUUUUCAAAAGAGCUAGACAUUUCCUGCCCAGUUUAGCCUACACGCUCACACAGUUAUAAGUGAUCAUUUGUAUUUACAGCCAGUGGGGGGAGCCAGACUCCACUGUUUCUCUAUUUGUAUUUCUCACUCGCUACUUGGCACUAUCUCCUACUUCUUCCUCCUCUUUGCCUUGUGUGUUGCCCAUCAGAGAAUACUCCACUGUUCGCACAGAGUCUGGCUGAUUCGUAGGUCUUAACAAGGUCUUGUGAGUUGGGAGUGGAUAGAUGGAGCCAGAGGAUGCCUUAUUGAUUAACUUGUUUCCCUCAGACCUUCAGAAAACCACAUCACAGCUCCAGCGGACUCGUUAGACUUAUUUUGACAAGAAGUGUAAAGCAACAAGAGAGUGUGUUUGUGUGUGUGUGUGUUCAUCAUUGUGGAAGUGGCCACAUUGUCCCCACAUGAUGAACUCCUCUGAUGUGGAGUGCAAGUCACUCUGACAGCUCUGCAGCAGUUCUUCUUUUUCUUAUUAUCUCAGAUUCUUCUGUAAACACAACAGACCUGAACUGCACAGCUUUCAAACUUCGAGACCUGUCCUAUGCACCUUCAGAAUCAGCUGUAUUUCUCCCUAAUAUGACACCUAAGUGGAUUAGCUCAAAUGUAAAACAGUGAUGUUGUUAUUCCCUCAGUAGGAGGGAAGAAAGGGGCUAUGUUUACAUGAAUGAUACUCUUUCCUUUUCAUUAAUUCUAUUUUCAUAGCAAUUAGGGAACCAGUUAUUUUCAUUAUAUAAUUCUGGACUGGAGUUAGGUGUUGAUCUAUGGAAACACGGUGCCAACGAAGUCUCAGGCAGUCUGUCAACAGAGCACCGGUGAGUCCUGAUGAUCCACAAGCUCCAUUCAGAGGACGCACAGCAUCUUCAACCUAAACCUGUCUUAUCAAAAAUUACAAGCCAGACUUCUUUCAAACAACUUGGUUUACAGAGCUCAGCAAUUUGGAGAGUACAGUGUUAUUCUUACUGAUAGAAAGGAUACCAUUACAACAGCAAAGAGACUCGAACAGUAAAAGAAAGAAAAUCACUUAAAGGUGAUGUGUAGUUUCCUCUGUGGCUGAAUAGAACUUGUCAGGGGUGCUUGUUGUUUGCCACCACAGUGAAGAGAUGGGUCAGGGGUAGCUGGUUAGAAUACUAACAUCGAUAGAUAUAGAAGAAAAAAAAGCUUUAAAAUUGGUGUUGUUUUCCACAACUGGACACAGUUAGUGAGAGAAGGGAAGAAGUUUAAUGAUGAAAACAUUUCCUCUUGCUUCAACAACGGUCACAAAAAGGUUGGUUUCAGAAAAAGAAAUGAUUGUGUAUUAUAAUUUCUUGUCUGGUAAAUGAUGAGCUAACAUAGAUUGACAGCUUACAUACUUACUUUACUUAAUGCUAGUACAAUGUGAUGUGUUUUAACUAUGGUGUCUAACUACUGAGACACCAUAGUUAAAUGGUUAGUUACUGUAACAGGACUGUAGUCAGGUUUAUUGUCGGUUGAUAAGCCAACUGAGUUGGAGACUGUGAAUGUUGUUUAUGAUCAAAUAAAAGGUCGGAGCAGUCCGUUUGGACCGUGUUUGGACUCCCUUGUUUAGUGAGUGAGUCCAGCUUAAUAAACCCAUUUUCACCUCCACACUAAUUUUCAUGAAGCCAUUCUAAAUCAAUUUGGAAAGACGUUUUGAGGUUUUCUUCACAGGGGGGCUUUAAACCGCUAAUAAAAUAUGACUUUGAUUGAGCUUUCCUCAAACCACAGAAAACAGAGAUUUUCUGAUCAAGUAUUUAAUAAUGUGGCUGCUAAGAUGGAAAUGAAAAGGUUCAGUUGGGACAUCUUGAUAAUACAGCAGGAGGAAGUCCGGAUCCCAGUUCUAAUAACACAGCUCACUGACUCUGUUUUUUUUUCACGUCUGCAUAAUUUGAUGGUGUGAAAUCAAACAUGAAAGUACCGCUCGCCUGAGUGUUGUGUUCAUCUGUGCAAAUAAGCCAGGCCUCUUCGUAGGCUUCUCCGAAUUACAAUAUCAUCUUAACCCCGAUCGAUAUUUAGAUUGUAAAUGGACUGAAUUUAUAUGGUGCUUUAGAGCCACUAUUAUCAAGCACACUUUCUUUACGGUACACUUCACAUUUACUCACUGAUACACACACAUACAUUCAGUGGUUCUUUAUCACACAUUUAUUUAUACACUGUCACCACAGCCAUCAGGGACCAUCCCUCUCUACCUCCUGAACCACAGCCACUCUAUAACCAGUUCAGUGACCAGGUCAAUUACUGUGUGCAUAGGUGGGUGUAACCCUCUGAGAACCAUUCUGCACUGUGUUAUUAGGACCAAAUAACCAUGAGUGAACUUGCUCUUUAAGUCUUCAAUGUGGAGGUCACAAAACAUACUGUUUUAUUAUCUCAGUCACUGUGACAGAAAGAAGACAAUGGACGACUCCUCGUCUGACCCACUUCCCUCCACCAAUUUGUCCCACUGUCCUCUCGCCCUUUCUUUUCUGAGCAGCACUUUAAAGGAGGGCUGCAGUUUAAAAUGUAAAUAUGUUAAUAAUACUGCCUAAGACACUCCAGAGAGAGUUUGUGAUAAUGAGCGAUGCUGAGGAAGUUUGAGAAGCACGUCUCCAAUCAGUGCAAUCACAUUCACAAAUCCUUGUUUACCACCAUAUGUUGAUGCAGCACACCAGUAUAAGUAUGUCAACAAAACAAAAAAACACAUGUAACUGUAUAAUUAGGCACUUAGAUAAUACCUAGUCAUCAGCUAAGCAGCUUUCACUCCUUGAUUUACAUUAAAAAAAUUAUGUAGUGUUUAUAUUAUCCUUUUUGUACUGAAGCAGAAAAUAAUUCUGCCAGCCUACUCUCCUUGUCCGCCUCACAGAGUAGAGCAUUGCUAAUGUCUGGUUUACUUCCAGUACAAAUAGGGAAUUCAGAUGUGAAAAUCAGUGGCAUUCCCCUUAACCUCUGCACUGUUGUUACUUUUAUUUUCACAAACUUGAACAGUCCUGAUCUCAGAAUGGUCCAUUCUAUUGGACUCCCUGUUGAUGAGGGUAGGUGGCCUUAGGUUGCAAAGAGCAGUUUUUAUUAUCAGAUUUAUGUAUUCAUAGUCAAAGAUGUGUUGAUAAUAUGUAAAGAAAAGAGUCAUGGACGAUUAAUCUAUACAUCAUUGUUUUUUUUUCUUUGAAAUAUUUUCAUGGACAAGUAAAUAAAAAGUAUAUAUAUAUAUA